Histoplasma mississippiense is the source of this 1434-nucleotide messenger RNA. RefSeq lists its product with no specific name. Gene Ontology annotation, molecular function: RNA polymerase II transcription regulatory region sequence-specific DNA binding; DNA-binding transcription factor activity, RNA polymerase II-specific. The record is from RefSeq and is a predicted model, not a curated record. Gene Ontology annotation, biological process: regulation of transcription by RNA polymerase II. The transcript is spliced from 4 exons. Lineage: Eukaryota; Fungi; Ascomycota; Eurotiomycetes; Onygenales; Ajellomycetaceae. The coding region runs from base 1 to 1434 and encodes 477 amino acids.
AUGGCGCCAUUCAUAUCCACCAUUCCCAUAUGCCGGGUCAAUGCUAGUUGGCAUAAUCAACAACUAGAGUGCCUACCGACAGGUUCCGAGCCGCGAAGUUUCCGGCUAUUCCCAACUGUUAUGAAAGACCACAGUCCAUUCCAAAUCAACGUGAUCGAGCAGAAAGAACAAAAAGUGCAUUUAAGUGUUCCCCCUGUCUGUGAAACCACAGACCCUCUCGCGUUGCAUUUCAAGGACAAUGGCGACUCAGAGGCUCAGAAUGAGAUAAGCAAUAAAAGAUCAAUAUUACCUCAAGCUAAAAUGAAAUAUCUGGAGGGUGAACUGGAGUUUUCAAUGCGAUCCACUCCCAAGAAUUCGACAUCAGGAGCCUCCUUGAUCUUCAACCGUAUCGAAAGCGACAACAUUGAAACCAACGAUGACGACACUGGAGAUGAUAUCGACAUUAACACAGGUGUCGACCAAUUUAAGACUCACGUGGACCACGAGGGCCAGGGGCAACGUCGAUCUGGGGGGCAGAGCCUUGCAAAAGCAACAAUCGACCGUCUGAAAGCGAAGAGGAGGAUGAAGCGCUUUCGGCAGACACGAUUUCUCAUGAGCGAGUUUACUCGCCAAGCGCAUCCGGAUGCUGCCCAUAGGGAGCGCUUAUCAAAGGAGAUCCCGGGUUUGAGCCCGCGUCAGGUGCAGGUUUGGUUCCAGAAUCGCGACGAUCGAGAAAAGGCGUUGAUACCUAGAACAUUACCUGAUGGUUUUGAUAUCACGGAAGACAUUUAUUCCCUUUACGGGAGUUGGCACCAGUCUUCUAACAACGCUCUCACUCACGCUGGAAUUUACUCCAACCCCAUUCAGAAAGGAAAUAGUUUUACGCCUUUAAUAUCGGUUAUCACGAGAAAACCAUGCGACGAAGACUAUACGACAUCUCCGUUAAGCGCUUCUUCUGCCUGUGAUGGUUACUUCCCGUCGCCAACGUCAGCUCUAGCUACUGGGUCAGAACAUGAAACUCCGCCAAUAACAAUAGGAGAUGAUAGCUCGUCCCGUUUCGCAUUAUUUUGCAACCCGCAGGCAUCAGCUCUCCGAUAUAUGAGUCCAAGCACAAGAACCAGCAACUUUUCUCAUUUUUCUUCACAAUCAUAUUGCCAUCAUGUCCCUGAUUUAUUCCAACCUAUCACAACAAAUCCAAGGACAGUAUCAUUAGAAUCCUCGUACGAACAAAAUUUGUCGUAUAACCAAACCAUAUCGGGUUAUGGAACACCAGAUGCCACUUCCCCGGUAGUAGAUAUGCCAUAUCGUAGUACUCACUCCUUUGACACCAUUCCCCCGCAGCCGUGCCUGAUAGGCAAUUUGAGCCCAACACACCAUCAUCCCUUUGGCUUCAAACAGCUCCAACCAACCUCCGUCCCGAUUGCAUUUGAAUAUGGCAUGCUGCAAAUGAGGUGA